Saccostrea echinata is the source of this 5940-nucleotide messenger RNA. RefSeq names its product myosin-IIIb-like. Bases 6 to 5138 code for a protein of 1710 amino acids. Lineage: Eukaryota; Metazoa; Mollusca; Bivalvia; Ostreida; Ostreidae. The record is from RefSeq and is a predicted model, not a curated record. Gene Ontology annotation, biological process: protein phosphorylation. Gene Ontology annotation, cellular component: myosin complex. Gene Ontology annotation, molecular function: ATP binding; protein kinase activity; cytoskeletal motor activity. The transcript is spliced from 37 exons.
UGGUCAUGCUGUCCAUUCUAGACCAGUACAGCCAAGUGAUCAAAUUUUCGGAGCUUCCUGACCCCAGGACAUCAUGGGAGCUACAGAGAUUGAUAGGGGAGGGAACCUAUGGAGAAAUCCAUCAAGCCAUACACAAGGAGUCUGGGGAAGUGGUGGCCAUGAAGGUGUUAGAGUCCAUACAUGAGAUGAUAGAGGAAAUUGAGGAGGAGUAUCAAGUCCUCCGUGACCUAGGGAACCACCCCAACAUACCACGCUUCUACGGCAUCUACCUCAAACCGCCCACAAAUGGAAUCGACGCAGAGGUCUGGAUGGCAAUGGAGCUUUGUGGGCGGGGCUCUGUGACCCAUUUAGCCCGGGAACUGAUUGGGCAGGGCAGGUUUAUGGAGGAGGACCUUAUUGCCCACAUUCUCAGAGAGACCCUCCAAGCAUUGCAUCAUCUACACAAGAACCAUGUGAUUCAUCGAGAUGUCAAAGGUCACAACAUUCUCAUUAACGAUCAAGGACAGAUUAAACUAAUAGAUUACGGUGUGUCGGGACACCUACCCAGUACCCUGGCAAGAAAGAACACAUCUGUAGGGACUCCCUAUUGGAUGGCCCCAGAGGUAAUUGCUUGUGAGAGACAGUUGGAAUACAAUUAUGACAUUCGCUGUGAUAUUUGGUCCCUGGGUAUAACUGCUAUAGAACUGGCGGAUGGGGAACCACCCUUGUCUGACCUACAUCCUAUGAGAGCUCUGUUUAAAAUCCCAAGAAAUCCACAGCCUCAGCUGGUUAAUCCAGAUCAAUGGUCAGAUGAUUUCAAAGACUUCAUAGCACAGUGUCUGGUCAAAGAUUUUGAAGCUCGUCCAUUUGCCCAGGAUCUUCUUCAGCAUCCAUUAAUUGCAAAACUACCCAAAGAUAUUUCACAGUUUCAGAGAAGACUGAGAGAACUGACCUCUAAAAUGGAGACAACUAUUCAUGAACCUGAAAUAACGGCCAAAAAAGGAAAACUGAAAUCCAGACGCAAAUCUCGAAAAGGGAACAUCAAAACAAGUGAUGAUUUAGCCACUCUGGAGAAUCUGGAUGAGGAGACAAUUGUAUCCCAACUAGAGUGUCGUUACAGUCAAGGUCAGAUCUACACAUACAUAGGGGAUAUACUGCUGGCAGUCAACCCCUUCAGACCACUGACUAUUUAUACUGAGGAGUACUCCAAGAGAUACAUGAAUGCUGGCAAGGAAGACAACCCUCCUCAUAUUUUUGCCGUUGCCGACCAAUCCUACCAGAGUAUGAUGCACAACAGAAAGAACCAGUGUAUUGUUAUCAGUGGUGAAUCAGGGGCUGGUAAAACGGAGAGUGCUAAUUUAUUGGUCCAGCAGCUGACACAACUCGGCAAGGCGGCCAACAGAACCCUUGAGGACAGAAUCCUACAGGUGAAUCCUCUGAUGGAAGCCUUUGGUAAUGCUAGAACUGUCAUCAAUGACAACUCAAGUCGAUUUGGAAAGUACCUAGAAAUGUUCUUUACUCGAAAUGGGAUGGUCAUCGGAGCCAAAAUCACUGAAUACCUGUUAGAGAAGUCUAGAGUUAUUUCACAAGCAGCGAAAGAGCAAAAUUUCCAUGUGUUCUACUACAUUUAUGAUGGACUGAGUUCCUCAGAGAGGGCAGAAUAUAACCUGAAAGAAAACACAAGAUACAAAUAUAUUGAUGAGUAUAGCAGUCAGCCACCAGAUGUCUCUUCCAUCUCGGUAAACAGGGUCAAGUUCAAGGCCAUACAACAUUGCUUUGACAUCAUUGGAUUCAAACCAGAGGAAGUGAAAGCAGUGUACAGUGUUAUCUGUGCAAUAUUACAUACGGGUAACAUAGAGUUUGAGGAGAAAGAGAACACAGACCACAAAGGAGACAGUUGUGUUAUCACCAAUAUGGAACUUGUCAACACCAUCUCGCGAUUACUUGGAAUUCCUGCUGUAGACCUAGUUGAGUCCUUGACAACCACUGGAAUGGUGGCUAGGGGAGAAUUGAUUGUCAGGGAUAAUUCUGUUCCGGAGGCCAUUGAUGCUCGUGAUGCCAUGGCUAAGGCUCUGUACGGACGUCUCUUCAGCUGGAUUGUCAACAGGAUUAACAGUCUUCUAAAACCAAGCACCAUGGGAAAAGAAGACAAUAACCUCAUAAUUGGACUACUGGAUAUUUUCGGAUUUGAAAACUUUCCCAAGAACUCCUUUGAACAACUUUUGAUCAAUAUUGCUAAUGAACAAAUCCAAUAUUACUUUAAUCAGCAUAUCUUUGCAUGGGAAAUGCAAGAAUACAGAGCAGAGGGCUUGGAGGGUGUGGACAUUUCGUUUGUGGACAAUAGACCUCUACUGGACAUGUUUCUGAUGAAGCCCAUGGGGUUACUGGCCUUGCUGGACGAGGAAAGUCACUUCCCCAAGGCUACAGACAUGUCUCUUGUAGAAAAAUUUCACAAGAAUAUCCAGAACAAUAACUACAAUAGACCGAAGGGGAACAACCUCACCUUCUCCAUUGACCACUAUGCAGGCACUGUUGUGUAUGAUGCGUUGGGAUUUUUGGAGAAGAAUCGUGAUCGUCUCCCUGGUGAUGUUGUCAGCAUGUUACGAGCCUCGGGGAAUGUAGUGAUAAGAUCCCUCUUCAGUACACCACUGACAAAGACAGGAAAUCUAGCGGAUGGCAGCAUUAGAUCUAGUCGACAGACACCGACCAGUUCUGUCGGAUCUCCGGGGAGUGGUGGACCAAUCACUAUCAUGUCAUACAACUCUAAAUCCUCCAGCAUGGGAGGAAGCCGGAUCUAUGGUGCUCUUGGGUCAGGAUCCACAAGUAUGACCAAAAUUCAACAGACCGUGGCGACCUACUUCCGAUACUCUCUAAUGGAUCUGCUAGCCAAGAUGGUGGCUGGAUCUCCCCAUUUUGUCAGAUGUAUUCGUCCUAAUGAACAGAAGCUCCCUGAUGACUUUGAGCCUGAUAAGGUGACUGUACAACUUCGCUAUACAGGGGUACUGGAGACCACCCGCAUACGGAGGGAGGGGUACUCUCACAGAAUUCCAUUUGCUGAAUUCCUUAAAAGGUAUUCCAUGCUGGCCUUCAGAUGGGACGAGAGGGUGGAUUAUACUAGAGAUUGCUGUUUUACUCUGCUGGACAGAUUGAAUAUGUCCUUGUAUCAAUUAGGCAAAACUAAGGUUUUCCUGAAGUAUUAUCAUGUAGAACAGCUAGCUAGAAUGUAUGAGGAAAGGAACAAGAAAAUCACAUGUAUCCAAGCCGCAAUCCGCAGAUAUCUAGCUAUCAGUCAAUUCCACAGACUUAAAUGGCAGAGAGAGAAAGCUGUUACCAAAAUCCAAGCAUGUAUAAGAAUGUAUUUAGCAAGAAGACAGUAUAAAAAAUUGUAUAUUGCACAGAAAACAUCAGCUGUUCAACUACAGAAAGUGUUCAGGGGUUACCUAGUUAGGAAGAAGGUUCAACCAAUGAUAGCGGAGAGGAAGAAGGCAGCUACUACAAUACAGGCCAGACUGAGGGGAUACUUUGUCAGGAAGAGACAGAAAAGUGCCAAAAAAGAGCAGGAGAGUGUACUCAAAAUCCAGAGAGCCUUCCGCUCACGGAAAGCUAAACAGGCCAGUAAGCAGCUUCAAGCUGAGAAGCAGAUGGACAAGGUGAGAGCUAUAGUAGUGAUACAGAGCUUCUUCAGAAUGUGGCAGACCAGAGCUAAAUACCAGAAACUGCUGGAAUUCAGGUCACAGAAAGAAAUUCAACUCAGUAUUUUCACACAACAGGUGGAAUUGUACAACAAAGAGAAGUAUGAUAUUAUGGUGAAAAACAACUCACCUGUUCACGUGCCAUCAGGACAACCUCCGAAAUCCCCUGUCAGAGCUGUAAAUGACACGGACAUCUAUGCUGUCCCCCAGAAAAGGAGAGCCCCUCCCCCUCCAAAAUCUCCCACUAAGGUAGAGGAACCCCUUCCAGAUGUGGAUGAGGAGAGAUUGGACCACAUGAGGAAGAUAAAAGAGCUGAAAACAGUGAUGCCAACACCAGAGACCAGCUACUAUGAUGAGAUAAAUGGAGUUUCAAGUCAUGCUGUAAAUGGAUACGCACAUGAAGAGGAACAGGAUGACACUCCUCCACAACUGAAUGGCAGUCCUCACACUGAAGACAGAGUUGAGGAACAGAGGGAGGAAGUCCCUGAGCCCUCAGUCGGGAAGGACAGCCCUGUUCUGUUGGUGAAGGCAGAGGUUCACCCUCAGCCUCAGUUACCAGACCACCUCAGGAAAAGAGGGGAGGAGAAGGAGAUUAUGAAACCAGAAAAUGUCAGCUACUAUGAUCAGUUUUCCCAUUCCCUAAAGAGUUCUUAUGAGGUUCCAAAGGACCAGAUAAUUGACUGGGACAAACCACUGGUGGAAGCCCACGAUCAGAGUUUGAGGGGAAGCAAAAAGCACAAAGCAGGGACAGAAGAAUUCGAGAGAUCACGGGCUGCAAGGAGUAUUGCUGAGGCAAUUCUGGCUAAUGGUUCUUUAAAUGGCCUACGACCACCAUCUUCAGAGAUCAGCAAAGACCCAUCAUCUUACAAAGAGGAGUUCUAUAAAGAAAGCAACAAACAGGAAAUGGUCAAGACCCUAGAGAAACAAGUCAGCAAUAGUUCAGCUGGUCACUGGAACCACCGACAAAGGCAGGAAGGAGAAGAGCCAAGGGAGGGUUUACCUAGACCCCCAACCCCUCCCCCACCACCUCCUCCUCCCCCACCCGCAAUGAAACGGGACCCACCCACUUUCUACAUUCCUCCACCCCCUACAGAACCUCCCCCUCCUAUCCCUACCAGUGUUACACCUCCAUUUUCCAUUGAAAUUCCUGUGAGAAAUGGGAAUCCCUCUGUGAGCAAUGGUGUUUCCAAUGGUAUUCCUAAUGGUGUCGCAUCUCCCACAGCACUUGCAAAAGUCAAGUUUCAGUUGAAGCCUGCUGUAAUUCCACCCUCUAAGAUGAAUGGAACAGGAGACAUUGCCCAGGAGUUAAGUAAUGGCAUAGACUUUAGAGGUCGGUUAAAGAAGACAAACUUUGACUUAGAGCAGGGAAUCAGACGAAAAGAUCCUAACUCUGUUACUCAAAUUGACUUCCGCCAUUUACUAAGGAAAACAGGAAAGAUUAAAUUCGAGGAGGAAGAAGAGGAGUAGAGAUGACCUACAUAUCUUUAUAAUUAGGUUACAGUGACCCAGAAGAGGAGUAGAGAUGACCUACAUAUCUUUAUAAUUAGGUUACUGUGACCCAGUUUUCUAAUAGAAGAAGAGAGUGACAUAAGUGAAGUCACAAAGGAUUAGUGCUGUUGAAGAUUAACAUAUUGUGAUAUAUUACUUGUUUACACAAACAUCUGACUGUGAUAAUAUAUGCAGAAAGUUCUUAUCAAGGUAGCAAAGUCAUGACUGAAAAUAAAUUUCUACCAUGCACAAUUUUAAACUGCAAACAGAUUGUCAGCAAAGUAUCAUCAUUUAUUGUGUAUCCCUUUGUUUUAUUUGUCUCUUAAUCAGUAUAGCAGAAUUGUAGAUAUUGUUGAUUUGACACAGUGAACCAACUGAUACUCUGUCAUGUAAUGUUCAACAUUUGUAUGUAUUUCUGUUUUUAUUCCACAUAUUCAUUGGUCUUCCUUUAAGGUCCUAUACCUUUGUCUGUGUUCCUGUCUGUGCUCAUGUUGGGUUCCUGUCCUGUUUUAUACACUAAAUGCAUGCUCACUAUCUUACGUGCAAUCAUGACACACAUUGAUAUCGUGAUAUAGUGGUGAUUUAUAUACCAUUAUCCCCAUUCCUUCUCAGUGUUUCAUGUUAUUUAUUAUAAUUGUACAACCAUUUUGACAAUUAAAACUGUAUAUUCUAAAGCUUUAAUAGACAAGUAUAUUAAGAUCUGUUUCACUUAGAUUAUGGCUUGUAUCUUAAUUUACAUUAUUAGAAUGGCUUAUUUCUUUACAUUUUUAACCAUAUGAUU